Molecule: messenger RNA, 348 nt
Organism: Staurois parvus
Lineage: Eukaryota; Metazoa; Chordata; Amphibia; Anura; Ranidae
Source: the annotation of a GenBank genome assembly
AAACUGGACACUUACCUGUCCCUCGCUGUCCUCCCUGCAGCCAUUUUCUCUGGGCGCCCUGUGUUCCCAGCAACUGCAUCUUCAGUGUGGACACCCGGCUGUGACAGCUUGUGGCUUCACAGCAGGGUGCUCACUGCGCAUGCGCGAGUAGUGCUGCACUUUGUGAAUGGUCCCGCAGUCUUCUGGGACCUGUCACGUGUCCCAGAAGACUAUGGGGAGGGAGGGGGGAGGACAACUUCUACUUCUGAUAGCCUAGGCCAGUGGAAGUGGGAGUGGGAGUGGGUACCUGUCAAUUUCGAGUACCUGCCGCCCCCACUCCCCAAUGGUACUGAUCCGAGCCGGGGAGCA